AUGAACAACCAACAACAAACUCCAGUGACUGCAUACCCAGUGAAUCAGAGCAACCUCACAGCUCCACCACCACCAGUGGGUUAUCCCACCAAACAUGAUGAUCCUGCUCAACCAACAGUUCCAGUCAAAACCACUGCCAAGGGUGAUGGCUUUUGGAAAGGAUGUUGUGCUGGAUUGUGCUGUUGUUGUGCCCUGGAUUGUUGUCUCUGA
This is a messenger RNA of Sphenostylis stenocarpa, 210 nucleotides long. Lineage: Eukaryota; Viridiplantae; Streptophyta; Magnoliopsida; Fabales; Fabaceae. The record is from the annotation of a GenBank genome assembly.